AUGAUGACGAGGUAUCUUGAUGAGAGAGAAGCAAGAAUCAGAAAUGAUAAUGCCGAUACGGACCCGGAAACCGGUGCAAAUGUCAAAGUCAAACAAGAUGAAGAAAGGCAGCAAGAAAAAGAAGGCAGCACAGGUGCCAAUGUCGAUACGAACCCAGCAGCCAGCACAGGCGUGAAAGCUAACGUGGAUGCCGAUGCCAAUGCGAGUCCCAAUGCUAGCCAAAAGGUGAACGAGGACACAGGGUUGGACGGCAAGAGGAAGUUGAAAGCUCUCAAAAGUUCAAACCCCAUCGCAAAGGCACCAGCCAGCACAGACUCGAAAGUCAACGCAGAUGCCAAUACAGAUGUCGAUGCGAAUCUAACAGCCGAUACAACUCCCAACCCUGCAUCCGAUGCCGACUAA
Penicillium antarcticum is the source of this 402-nucleotide messenger RNA. RefSeq lists its product as uncharacterized. The coding region runs from base 1 to 402 and encodes 133 amino acids. NCBI's taxonomy places the organism in Eukaryota, Fungi, Ascomycota, Eurotiomycetes, Eurotiales, Aspergillaceae. The record is from RefSeq and is a predicted model, not a curated record. The transcript has a single exon.